CACCGUCUCGCGCUUGUACUCUCCAAUCCCGAGCUUCGAAACGCAAUCGCAUCCGACAUCCCGCCCACCCCGCACAGCUCAUCAACAUGGAUCCCAAUAACCCCCGUGAGACCUGGAACCGUUUCCAGUCUGCUCUUCAGCGCGCUCAGAAGUCCGGUGCCGGCGGUAGGGGAGGUGCUCCCAAGGGAGCCAUCGGUGGUGGAAUCGGCCUGGCGUUGCUCCUCGGUGCCGUUUUCGCCGGAAACAGUGCUCUGUUCAACGUUGAUGGUGGUCACCGUGCGAUCAAGUACACUCGUCUCGGAGGUGUCAAGAAGGAAAUCUACAAUGAAGGAACUCACUUGAUGAUUCCAUGGUUCGAGACACCCAUCACCUACGACGUCCGUGCUAAGCCCCGCAACAUCGCCUCGUUGACCGGAACCAAGGAUCUUCAGAUGGUCAACAUCACCUGCCGUGUGUUGUCCCGUCCCAGAGUGGAUGCUCUCCCGGUCAUCUACCGUACUCUCGGAACCGACUACGACGAGCGUGUUCUGCCUUCGAUCGUGAACGAGGUCCUCAAGGCCGUUGUUGCACAGUUCAAUGCUUCGCAGUUGAUCACCCAGCGUGAGGCUGUCAGCAGACUGGUCCGGGACAACUUGGUCAAGAGAGCGGCGAGGUUCAACAUCAUGCUGGACGAUGUCUCGUUAACGCAUCUGGCAUUCUCGCCCGAGUUCACCGCCGCCGUCGAGGCCAAGCAGGUCGCUCAGCAGGAGGCCCAGCGUGCCGCAUUCGUAGUCGACAAGGCCAGGCAGGAGAAGCAGGCCAUGAUCAUCAGAGCCCAGGGAGAAUCCCGCUCCGCGGAGCUCAUCGGUGACGCGAUCAAGAAGUCCAAGAGUUACGUCGAGCUGCGCAAGAUCGAGAAUGCUCGGGACAUCGCGAAGCUGAUCCAGGAUGCUGGCGGCAAGAACAAGCUGUACCUCGACUCGGAGGGUCUCGGUCUCAACGUGUUCGGAGACGUCCAGAAGAAAUAAAUAACGCAGCAAUAGCGCGGCUACAAAAAUGUGUACUCUAUUUUGCUCGGUGUGUAGCGGUGGUGGUUGUCUUGUUGUGUUGUCUGCAUGAGAGGGGGAUGAAAAGCCGUGGCUCUGAGAGCUCUUUGUCUCUUGGCUGGGAGCACUCACUGGGCUUUGUGUGUGCUCCGCUGUGUCUAUUUCUGUCUUUCGGAAUCUCUCUCUCUCCACCUAGUUCGAUUCCAUGUACAAUAGGGAAAAAAAAGCGUUGGCAAUAGAAA
Molecule: messenger RNA, 1267 nt
Organism: Tricharina praecox
Lineage: Eukaryota; Fungi; Ascomycota; Pezizomycetes; Pezizales; Pyronemataceae
Product: band 7 family-domain-containing protein
Exons: 5
Coding region: 87-1007 (306 amino acids)
Biological process (GO): mitochondrion organization
Cellular component (GO): mitochondrion; membrane
Source: RefSeq, a predicted model, not a curated record